CCCAAGCAUUACAAAAAAUUUUGUUUUCUCAUAUUCGGCAAUCGGGUGGCUCAUGCCCUUGCUAAGCUUUCGUGUGAUAUUUUGGAUUUUGAUCGCGUGUUGGACACUUUUCCUCCUCUGGUUGCUGCUUUGGCCUUGGGUGAUGUUGUGGGGUUUCAUGAUUGAUCCCUUUGUUGGGUUCUGGGUUUGUUGGCUUCGUUGUUAGCUGUGUUGUUGUUGCCAGGAAAAAAAAAUGCCUAUGAGAAGCUGCUAAAUGCAAAAAAUGGAAAUUGGGAUAAUUGUUCUUUGCUGCGUUUUUGUUGUUGUUGUUGUAGUAAUAUUGGCAUGGAGGGUAUUGAAUUGGGUGUGGUUGAGGCCAAGGAAGCUAGAGAAGUGGCUGAGACAGCAAGGUCUGAGUGGCAACUCCUACAGACUAUUGUUUGGAGACCUGAAAGAGAUGUCGGAGAUGAUCAAAGAAGCUAAGUCCAAGCCCAUCAAUCUCUCCGACGAUAUCGUCCACCGUGUCAUGCCCUACAUCCUUAAAUCCAUCCACAACUAUGGUAAGAAUUUGUUUAUAUGGCUUGGACCGAAACCAAUGGUGAUCGUCCGGGAUCCUGAACUCGCGAGGGAAAUACUUUCUAAGAAUUUUCGAUUUCCAAAGCCCCAUGGAAAUCCACUGUCCAGGUUGCUAGCAACUGGACUAGGGACCUAUGACGGUGAGAAAUGGACCAAACACAGAAAAAUCAUCAAUCCUGCUUUCAAUCUAGAGAAGCUCAAGCAUAUGCUACCAGCUUUUGAUUUAAGUUGUAGCGAGACGAUGAGCAAAUGGGAAAAGAUGGUUUCAGAGGAGGGUUCAUGUGAGUUGGAUGUGUGGCCUUAUCUUCAAAUGUUGUCUAGCGAUGUGAUUUCGCGCACUGCAUUUGGUAGCAGCUAUGAAGAAGGAAGAAGGAUAUUUGAACUUCAAAAGGAACAAGCCGAGCAUACAAUUCUGGUUGGACAGUCAAUUUACAUCCCAGGAUGGAGGUUUUUGCCUACUAAGAGGAACAAGAGGAUGAAGGAAAUCGACAAAGAAGUGCAAGCUUCAUUGAGGGUUAUUAUCGAAAGAAGAGUGAAGGCAAUAAAGGCUGGAGAAGCCGGGAGUAAUGUUGACUUGCUGAGUCUAUUAUUGGAAUCGAAUUUCAGAGAAAUUCAACUACAUGGAGACAAGAAUGUUGGAAUGAGUACUAAAGAUGUCAUUGAAGAGUGCAAGCUAUUCUACUUUGCAGGGCAAGAGACAACCUCAGUUUUGCUUGUUUGGACAAUGUUUUUAUUGAGUAGGCAUUCAAACUGGCAAAACCGCGCUAGAGAAGAGAUUUUGCAAGUGUUCGGGAAUAACAAGCCAGAUUUUAAUGGGUUAAAUCGCCUGAAAAUUGUAACUAUGAUUUUGUACGAGGUUCUAAGGUUAUACCCGCCUGCAGACCAACUGACUCGAACUAUUCACGAGGAGACAAAGUUAGGAGAAAUUUCAUUUCCAGCAGGAGUGCACUUUUCAUUACCGAUAAUUCUUAUUCAUCAUGACCACGAAAUAUGGGGUAACGAUGCAAAGGAGUUCAAACCAGAGAGAUUUGCUGAAGGAGUGUCAAAGGUCACAAAGGGCCAAGUCUCAUUUUUUCCAUUCGGCUGGGGACCCCGGAUAUGCAUUGGACAAAACUUCGCGAUGUUGGAAGCAAAAAUGGCAUUGGCUAUGAUUCUACAACGUUUCUCCUUUGAGCUUUCACCAUCUUAUGCGCAUGCUCCUUACACUGUCAUAACACUCCAACCUCAAUAUGGUGCUCACUUCAUUUUACACAAUGUCUAGUUUCGAAUGGUAUCACUAUUGCUAGCUCAUAAUUAGCAAUGAUAUUUCUAGCUGGGGAUUUUCAUAUCAUGUAAAAUGGAUUACUAGAUUUUAUAUGAACCUUGUUGAACCUAACAUUUCACGUACCCAGAGCAAUGUUAGAAAGUUAAGCUA
Cornus florida is the source of this 1969-nucleotide messenger RNA. Its product is annotated as cytochrome P450 CYP72A219-like. The coding region runs from base 254 to 1816 and encodes 520 amino acids. The record is from RefSeq and is a predicted model, not a curated record. Gene Ontology annotation, molecular function: iron ion binding; heme binding; monooxygenase activity. NCBI's taxonomy places the organism in Eukaryota, Viridiplantae, Streptophyta, Magnoliopsida, Cornales, Cornaceae. The transcript has 5 exons.